CACAGAAUACACUAUACAACCCAUUCAACAUUGUCAAAAUGGCCAGACUGAACGGCUCCGGGAUCACGGACGAGCCUCUUAGGCUCUCGGAGAUCGACUAUGAUACCCGGCACAAGAUCUAUGGGGGCAUGGUUCUGAAAGGAGGAGCCCUGGAGCGCGGCAUGGCCUACGGAGGGGUCUUUGCUGACAAGAUCAAGGCCAAUGUCCAUCGACGCAUGAAUGACCCGAACAUGCCCUCAUGGUAAGUUGACGACCUUCCUCGCCCAGGGUAUUCCGAGUGAGCAAAUCGAACCGCUGACCGUUGUCGUCAGGGAGGUCUGCUCGCAGCUGAUCAUACAGCACUACAUUCCGUCCCUGAGGGACCAGUGGCUGAUUGGAUUCGAUGAAAUGCGCGGCAUUGCAUUGGGAAGCGGCGUGCCCCUCGAACGUGUGGUCUUCCUCAAUGUAUGGGAGGACCUUGCCGCCAUCGGCCACAUAGGAAAGUCGGGCGACCGACGCGGGGGCCGGCCGCCGCAGCCACAAGAUGCAGACGAAAGCAUCAGCGCCUUCUUCUCUCCCACGGCAACUGUCGACGGCGAGACCGUCCUCGCGCAUUCCUUGAGCUCGUCCAAGAAGAUCCAAGACGAGAACCUCAUGGUUUACCUUGAGAUCCGUUAUCCCGAAGCGGAUUUUCCCACCAUCUUUACCGUGGUCGAGGCGGGCAUGAUCAGCGGGUGCGGCAUGAACUCGGCAGGCCUGGCGGUGACGGCCAACUGUCUCUGGUCGACCGAUGACCACCUCCCUCAGACCGGCCGCGGCUUCUACUUUCCUGUCACGUGCAUGCAGCGCUUUCUUCUUGAGAGCUCGGACAUCCACGAAGCCCAAGCGGCUAUUCACGACAUGCGGCGGCACGCAUCAAAGCAUGUGCUGCUUGCGGAUGAGUCUAGAUCACUCUCGUUGGAGCUCGGCCCGGAGCACGUCUUUACCCACCAUGCGAGGUACGACAGCAAGGCCAAGGUGCACACGAACCACUUCCAGUCGUUUGAAGCAUUCCAGUGGCGCCGCCAGAUCUUGGACCGAUACCAGGGAAAAAGCAGCCAGGCCCGACUCUACCGCCUCGAGCAUCUCAUCGAUGACCGCGUGCCUGACCGGAUGUCGAGACAGGACAUCGUGGAUGUGUUCUCUGACCACAACGGCGAUGUCCAAAGCAUCUGUCAACACAACGACGAGGGAUGCCAAGACAGGACGACCGUGUCGUUCGUCAUGUUCAACCCGAAGAGGAAAACUAUCUCGGCGUGCAAAGGUCCCCCGUGCGAGGGACAGAUGAUGCACUUUACGCUGGAAACGGCCGCCGAAGCGGCUGCGCGCAAGCAGCAGGAGGAGGCGGCCAGACGUCUCCGUGGCAGCGGCGGUAUGCGUCGGCGUGUCAGGGAGGAGAUGGAUAUGGAGACACCGCGGUCUCGGGCGCCGUCUCCGCCCAAUCAUCGGUUUGACGGCCUUGUGUACCCUUCCCCGGUCGGGGUUACUUCGUCAUUGGACGCCAUGUUCUCGCUCACGACGAAGGACUUUGAGAAGCUGGAGAGUGUCCGGAAGGAGAAAAGAAAGGCCAAGGAACCAACCGGUGCCAGGAUGAAGUCGACGAAAAGGAAGGAGGCUUGAGCAUCGAGUAUCUGGUAAGCAGGUACUGCAGAGGAAGGAGAACAAGACUCAGUUGUAGUGUGUAGGGAUAGCGGCAUUUCUUAGUGGAGGGCGUGUGGUAUGUGGGAUAGAGUCUCUAGUGUAGGUUUGCUUUUCAAAAUUCAUCAAAGCGGGAAUCCAGACUCCUGUCGGGGACUCGGAUGAAAAAAAGCUGCCAAGAAGUGAUGUGCCGAAC
Molecule: messenger RNA, 1852 nt
Organism: Chaetomium strumarium
Lineage: Eukaryota; Fungi; Ascomycota; Sordariomycetes; Sordariales; Chaetomiaceae
Product: acyl-coenzyme A:6-aminopenicillanic acid acyl-transferase-domain-containing protein
Exons: 2
Coding region: 220-1638 (472 amino acids)
Source: RefSeq, a predicted model, not a curated record